GAUUAUAUCGACUCUUAUAUUUGACAACAACAAGCGGAGAGCGGGAAUUUGUGAUCACCAGUCAGAAUUUUAUGUGGUUUUCUUUUUCUGUUUUAUACCAAUUGUCCGGAUUACAGUUGAUGCACUAAUAAUUGUGUAACCCAAUAAGGAGAAAGUCAUCGGAACAAAACGUUGGGUUCCACUGUACUCCAAAUGUCCUCUCUACCUGGUCACAUCGGGUGGCCAGUAACCGGUGAUAAGACCAUAGAGUUUUCAAAGAACCCAACUCAGUUUGUCAAGGGCAGAAUAACUGAGUAUGAAUCAAGAAUCUUCCAAACAAGAAUUUUAAACAAGCCACAUGUGUUUGUUGCCUCGAGCCAAGGAGUCAAGGAAGUUUUACAAGACCACUCAUAUGCCUUUACUAUGGGAUACAAAGACUUUGGCUACAUGUAUAGUCUUUAUGGGGAUCUCUUGCUCUUCAAUGACUCAGAUGAAGCAACAAGACUGAAAAGAAUACUAUGUUCAGUGCUACAACCUCACCAGAUGGCCCAAUGUCUUGCGGAAGUUGACACUAUUUGUAGCAGAGUGUUGGUCAACCUUCAUACUGAGCCUGUGUCUCUUUAUAAGACAUUCAAAACUGUGACAACUCAGAUCUGCCUUACGCUAUUCCUUGGGCUGGAUUUUGAGGAAGCACAAACUGAAGCUGGGCAGAUAGUUGACCUCACAAUACAACACUGGAAUGGCCUUAUUUCACUGCCUGUGUACUUUAAUGUCUACGGUCAGAAAUCUGGCUAUUCUAAGGCAAUGCUAGCGAAGAAUCGCCUUCUUGAGGUUAUCAACAAACAGCUUCUUGAAGUAGCUGAUUUGGAUGGGACUAUUAUUGGUACCCUCAAGGAAGCAGGGUUUGUAUCCCGUUCUGAACUAGCAAAUCAUCUGCUUCUGUUCGUGUCGGCCCUAGUCCCAAAAGCAUUAGCCUCGCUGCUCACAUCUUUUUGCUUGGAGCUCGCCAAACCCAGGAAUAAUGGUAUGCAAGAAAGAGCUGCUAAAGAUGACUUAUUCCUGGAUGAUGCACUUCUAGAGGUACAAAGGCUUUGGCCACCUUUCCUUGGAGGGAGGCGCAUCGCCAGACAAGAUGUAGUGAUUGAUGGCUACAGAAUACCCAGUGGUUAUCAUGUGGCCUAUCUGACCAAGGCGUCUAACACUGAUCCGAGUAUCUUUCCUGGUCCCAACCAUUUUGACCCUAAACGAUGGAGGACAAGUAACAGGGAUGAUUGUGACAGGGUGUGGACGUUUGGGGCAGGACCGAGGAAAUGUGUCGGCCAUGCUUUUAACAACAAAAUUAUCAAGUUUGUCAUGCGAUAUUUGCUACGCUACUAUAAAUGGUCACUGCCCGAGGACCAGGACUUGACGUAUAAAUGGCUCCCUGUGUCUCGGCCAAAACAUGACGUUCAAGUAGCAUUUACAAAGAAGACAGCUGACUUUUUAUGAUCAGGCUAUAACUUGAUGGGUUUUAAAAUUUGUUUAUCACGUUAUUUAUUCAUUUUCUCUAAUACAUGGUGUAUUUAUCAUAAUUCAAAAUAUGUAUUUAUUUAAUACUGUAUACUGUAUCGAACUGUAAGAAAGCAGAUGGGUAUAUCUGUAUAUUUUAUGUCACAGGAAACGAGGAGGGGGAGGGCUCAUCAGGCUUUUAAUAAAUACUUGGGCAAAACUAAAAGCUCGCGAAAAGGAGAGAAAGUGGCGGUGGGAAACUGCUCACGAAAAUUGAAUUCCGCGUAUCAAAUAUCCUCCCUCUUGUGUCUGACUUAUUUCUCCUGAUGCUGUUCCCUUGCAAAAGCUAAUAGUAUAAAAUGAUUAAAAAAAGGAAAAAAUAAAUAGCAAAUAGCGACAAA
Messenger RNA from Nematostella vectensis (starlet sea anemone), 1868 nucleotides. RefSeq names its product putative cytochrome P450 120. The coding region runs from base 193 to 1467 and encodes 424 amino acids. Lineage: Eukaryota; Metazoa; Cnidaria; Anthozoa; Actiniaria; Edwardsiidae. The record is from RefSeq and is a predicted model, not a curated record. The transcript is spliced from 10 exons. Gene Ontology annotation, molecular function: monooxygenase activity; oxidoreductase activity, acting on paired donors, with incorporation or reduction of molecular oxygen; heme binding. Gene Ontology annotation, biological process: sterol metabolic process.